AUGGAUAAUCAAAUCGACUGCUUUCAAUGGCUCGAAUCUGACAUGGCACUCAAAAUUCUGACAUGUCUAGAUGACUCAGCCGACCUCAUUCGCGCAUCUGCCGUAUCUCACUACUGGCAAAACUUUGUGAUCUCCAAUGGACUUAACAAGCAACUUUGCCUGAAAAGAUUCCCCCAGCUUGCUAGCAUUACUCAUGACCCAUCAAGUGGUGACGUGGCAUAUGCUGCUCUUUUCCAAGCUGUCACAAAAUUUCCUCAAAGCUAUUGCAUUGCUGAUCCCGUGAGUGCUUCAAGCACAGAUAACUACCCAGAAGAAAGCAUUCUGAACACAUUGGACCCACGCGACAAAAUUCGCCAGAGGGAUUAUUCCUAUUGGUCAAGUAAAGGAAGCGAUGAUCCAGAUAAACCCGAGACACUGAUAUAUAACUUAUCAGCUAACUUUUGUGUUAUAUCGGAAAUAUACUUGCAUCCAUUUCAAGCUUUGUUUCAAAUUGAUUCGCCUAUAUAUUCAUCUAAAUAUGUGCGCUUUAGAAUGGGACACCCGAGAUCUUUGAAUGAGAUCAAUCAUGAUUUUAUGGAGUCUCAAGAAUGUGCAGAUGAUAAGUUUAUUUGGACUUACACUUCACAAAUCUUCCCAAUGGCUCAGGAAAAUCGGUUACAAAAGUUCAAGUUGCCAGAGCCUGUGAUUUGCAUCGGUGGGUUUUUGCAAAUUGAGUUGUUGGGCCGGGUUCAGAAACAGGCAGCUGAUGGGAAAUAUUAUAUAUGUGUGGCUCAUGUGCAAGCGAUAGGGCGGAAACUGUCGCCGGCGUUUUGUGUUGAGGUUUGUGAAGAAUCGAAAGGUGUGUCUCUGAGGUAUGAUGGCGGGGAAUUUGAGGUUAUGAUGCAGCGGGUUUCAAGUGGAGAUGGUGGUUCGCUUAGUACAAGUUUGCUUCCGGUUCAACCUCCGAGGCAACUGGCUUGGGGGAAUUUACAAGACUUUUUGCACAUGGUACAAGCGCCUCCUCAAGAUGGUGGUUGGUAUGAAUGGGUUGUUGAUGAUGGUGAUGAUGAUGAGGUGGAGGAGGAGGAGGUUGAUAUGGAUGGGGAUGAUGAGAUUGAUCCGGCUUUCUUAAUCUAGGUUAACAUGAUGCUAUGUCAUGUGUUUGUGUGUGUGUGUGUGUGUGGGUGGGUUCUAUAUUGUAUAUAAUAAUAGUAUUUGGUACUAAGUUAUGAGGUUAUCCAAGCAAAAACUCUCAUGUUGCUAGGCAUCUUAUGUGUUUUUCAUGGGCAUCGAUGUUUGUUGAGAUGUGGAGUCUAACAGUGGUUGUGGUGUAGAAUUUCUAUAGGAUAUUGAAACACCUAAAAUGGGCCCCGAGACUGGUUAUAUUGGAAUAUUAAGGAAAGGAUAUUUAUUCAUUUGCGGUGUAACUAUAUGUGUAGAUUAUAGAAACAUAGUUGAUCAUUCUUAUAACCAAU
Messenger RNA from Lactuca saligna, 1454 nucleotides. The record is from the annotation of a GenBank genome assembly. Lineage: Eukaryota; Viridiplantae; Streptophyta; Magnoliopsida; Asterales; Asteraceae.